AGCACCUGCUUCACACAACCACCUGCUCCAAGUGAACAACACCACUAGUAGAUUUCCCGAGUGACAAGUUCGGCGCUGGAUGGAGCACCAGGGACACGGCACCGGCGAGAAGAAGAGCAUCAUGAGCAAGAUCAAGGAGAAGCUCUCCAGCAGCCACGGUGAUCACCAGCCGGCCGCUGCCACCCACGGGCAGCAGGGACACACCACUGCGGGGACGCAUGGCACCCCGGUCACCGAUGGUGCCUACGGGCAGCACGGACACACCGGAGCCACCGGCACGGGGAUGCACGGCGCCGACACCGGCGAGAAGAAGGGCGUCGUGGAGAACAUCAAUGACAAGCUCCCUGGUGACCAUGAGGACCAUCAGCAGACUGGUGGCACCAACGGUCAACAGGGACAUACUGUCGCGGCGACGCAUGGCGCCUCAGCUACCGGUGGCACCUAUGGCCAGCAGGGAAACACCGGUAUGGGGACACAUGGCACCCCGGCCACCGAUAGUGCCUCCAGGCAGCACAAACACACUGGGUCCACCGGCACGGGGAUGCACGACACCGACAUCAGCGAGAAGAAGGGCGUCAUGGAGAACAUCAAUGAAAAGCUCCCUGGUGGCCAUGGGGACCACCAGCAGACUGGUGGAACCUACGGGCAGAAGGGACACAUGACCGCGGCGACGCAUGGCGCCUCAGCCACCGGCGCCCCGGCCACUGAUGGUGCCUACGGGCAGCAUGGACACACCAGGGCCACCGGUACAGGGAUGCACGGCGUCGACACGGGCGAGAAGAAGGGCAACAUGGAGAACAUCGAUGACAAACUCCCUGGUGGACAUGGGGACCACCAGCAAACUGCUGGCACCCACGGCCAUCAGGGACACAUCGCUGCGACGACGCAUGGCGCCUCGGCCACCGACGACACGUAUGGGCAACAGGGAAACACCAGCACGGGGACACAUGCCGCGCCGGCCACCGAUGGUGCCUAUGGGCAGCAUGGACACACCGGGGCCACCGGCACGGGGAUGGAUGGCGCCGACAUAGGCGAGAAGAAGGGCGUCAUGGAGAACAUCAAUGACAAGCUCUCUGGUGGCCACGGGGACCACCAGCAGACUGGUGGCACCUACGAGCAGCAGGGACACACCGAUGCGGCGACGCAUGGCGCCUCAGCCACCAGCGGCACCUAUGGGCAGCAGGAAAACACCGGUACGGGGACACAUGGUGCCCCUGCCACCGAUGGCGCCUACGGGCAACACAGACACACCGGGGCCAUCGGGACGGGGUUGCAUGGUGCCGACACGGGCGAGAAGAAGGGCGACAUGGAGAACAUCGAUGACAAACUCCCUGAUGGACAUGGGGACCACCAGCAAACUGCUGGCACCUACGGCCAUCAGGGACACACCGCUGCGGCGACGCAUGGCGCCUCGCCCACCGACGACACGUAUGGGCAGCAGGGAAGCACCAGUACGGGGACACAUGCCGCGCCGGCCACCGAUGGUGCCUAUGGGCAGCACGAACACACCGAGGCCACCGGCACGGGGAUGCACGGCGCCGACAUAGGCGAGAAGAAGGGCGUCAUGGAGAACAUCAAUGACAAGCUCUCUGGUGGCCAUGGGGACCACGAGCAAACUGGUGGCACCUACGGGCAGCAGGGACACACCGAUGCGGCGACGCACGGCGCCUCAACCACCAGCGGCACCUAUGGGCAGCACGAAAACACCGGUACGGGGACACAUGGUGCCCCUGCCACCGAUGGCGCCUAUGGGCAGCAUGGACACACCGGGGCCAUCGGGACGGGGUUGCAUGGCGCCAACACGGGCGAGAAGAAGGGCGUCAAGGAGAACAUCAAUGACAAGCUCCCUGAUGGCCGCGGGGACCACCAGCAGACUGGUGGCACCUACGGGCAACAGGAACACAUCGAUGCGGCGACGCAUGGUGCCUUAGCCACUGGCGGCACCAAUGUGCAGCAAGGAAACACCGGUACGGGGACACAUGGCGCCCCGGCCACCGAUGGUGCCUACGGGCAGCACAAACACACCGGAGCCACUGGCACGAGGAUGCAUGACACCGACACCAGCGAGAAGAAGGGCGUCAUGGAGAACAUCAACGACAAGCUGCCUAGUGGAGACGAAGACCACCAGCACACCGGUGGCACUUACGGUCAGCAGGGACAAACCGGCGCGGUGAUGCAUGGCCAGCAGGGACACACCGAAAUGACCGGCUGGGGGACACACGGCAACACUGAGAAAAAGGGCGUCAUGGACGACAUCAAGCCCAAGCUCCCCGGUGGCCACGAUGAUCGCCAGCAGACCGGCGACACCUAUGAACAGCAGCGACACACCGACACUGCAACACAUGGCACCCUUGCCACCGGUGACACCUAUGGGCAGCAGGGACACACCGACACGGGGACAUAUGGCACCGGCGAGAAGAAGGGCGCCAUGGGUAACAUCAAGGAGAAGCUCCCUGGUGGCCAUGGUGACCACCAACAGACUGGUGGCACCUACGGGAGCCAGGAAGACACCGAAAUGACUGGAAUGGGGAUGCAUAGCACCACAGCCACAGACGACACAGAUGGUCAGCAGGGACACACCCGAAUGACCGGCACAGUGGUACACGACACCGACGAGAGGAAGGGUGUCAUGGAGAACUUCAAGGAGAAGCUCCCCGACAGCCAUGACGACCACCAGCAGACUGCUCGCACCGACGGGCACCACGCCGGCACGGGGACGCAUGACACCCCGGCCACCGACGGCACCUAUGGGCAGCACGGACACACUAGAGUGACUGACACAGAGGCGUACAGCACAGGCGGCACAGGCGAGAAGAAGGGCAUCAUGAAGAACACCAAGGAGAAGCUCCCCGGUGGCCACAAUGACCGCCAGCAGACCGGUGACACCUUUGGGCAGCAAGGACACACCGACACGGCGACACAUGGCACCCCGUCCACUGGCGGCACCUACGGGCAGCACGAACACACCGGAGUGACCGAUAAGGGAACACAGGGCACCGGUGGCAUCGACAAGAAGAAGGAUGCCAUGGAGAACAUCAAGGAGAAGCUCCCCGGUGGUCAUGGUGACCACCAGCAGACCGCUGGCACCUACGGGCAGCAUGGACACACUGGAAUGACCGGCACGGAGACGCAUGGAACCACGGCCACCGACGGCGGGCAGCAAGGACACAACGAAACAACUGGCACUGGGACACACGGCACCGACGGGACCGGUGAGAAGAAGAGCUUCAUGGACAAGAUCAAGGAGAAGCUGCCUGGACUGAACUAAGCCCGGUCUGCCUACGGCCGCUACCUUUGCAGAAUAAUACUCCACCGCAUAUAAAUUGAUUGAGUCUAGUUCACCUAGCUCACUUGGUCGUUGGAGAAGCGAAUGUAUCUUGGUUUAAGUUUUCAUGGACAACAUGUGUUCACAGUUUUUUUUUCUUUUUAA
Triticum aestivum (bread wheat) is the source of this 3430-nucleotide messenger RNA. RefSeq names its product filaggrin-2. Lineage: Eukaryota; Viridiplantae; Streptophyta; Magnoliopsida; Poales; Poaceae. Gene Ontology annotation, biological process: cold acclimation; response to water deprivation; response to abscisic acid. Gene Ontology annotation, cellular component: cytosol. The transcript has a single exon. Bases 80 to 3268 code for a protein of 1062 amino acids. The record is from RefSeq and is a predicted model, not a curated record.